Tachysurus fulvidraco (yellow catfish) is the source of this 1623-nucleotide messenger RNA. RefSeq names its product zinc finger, AN1-type domain 2A (gene zfand2a). Gene Ontology annotation, biological process: proteasome-mediated ubiquitin-dependent protein catabolic process; protein targeting to ER. The record is from RefSeq and is a predicted model, not a curated record. Gene Ontology annotation, cellular component: endoplasmic reticulum; cytoplasm. Gene Ontology annotation, molecular function: zinc ion binding. The transcript is spliced from 12 exons. Lineage: Eukaryota; Metazoa; Chordata; Actinopteri; Siluriformes; Bagridae. The coding region runs from base 577 to 1407 and encodes 276 amino acids.
UGCACGGAUCAUCACCAGAUUGCUCCUGGACCGUCGGGAGAAGUUGCUCUUGCAGGAUGUUUUGAUAUUUCUUUAUUCUUGGCAGUGAUUUAGGGCAGAAAUGUGCGUGAUCCCACACCCUUGGUUGGAAAACAACCCCACACAUGGGUGGUCUCAGGAUGCGCCACAGGACUCAUGAUGAAUUCACCCGCCAUUCUUGAGCAAGCCCUGCACUGGUGACGACACAAUUCCGUAGCUGACUCCUCAGGACGAGACGGUCCUGGCACUUGCUGGACACUCUGGGACGUCUUGACACCUUUUUCACUGCAGUCAAACUUUUCUCCUUAAAGUUUUUGAUGAUCUGAAUAGUACUUUUAUUUUGAAGACCUGUGUGUGGUUCAUUGUCGGUUGCUUCUCGACGCUCAGCGGGAUGAAGCUGGGAGGAAAUAACCGAGGUAUCGUACAUAAACCCUCAGUGUUUGUGUCUUAGCGGAGAUUUGACGACGGAAUUCGUGUUCAGACACAAACACCAGGGACCAACGACGGAUAUCUGGUGGACGACAUCGUUGGACCGAGGAUCCUUUUCACCACAGUGCCAUGGAGUUUCCAGACCUGGGAGAACACUGUUCAGAUAAAUCCUGCAAGCGCCUGGAUUUCCUGCCGAUGAGAUGCGACGCCUGUGAAGAGAUUUUCUGUAAAGACCACAUCACUUAUGCAAGUCACAAGUGUACUUCCUCAUACAAAAAGGAUGUUCAGGUCCCAGUGUGUCCACUGUGCAAUAUCCCCAUUUUCGUUAAACGAGGGGAAAUGCCAGACAUUAAAGUCGGAGAGCACAUAGACCGUGACUGCAAGUCAGAUCCUGCACAGAGGAAAAGAAAGAUUUUUACUAAUAAGUGCUCGAAGGGAGGCUGCAAGCAGAAAGAGAUGAUUCGUGUAACAUGUGACCAAUGCCACUUGAACUACUGUCUUAAGCACCGACAUCCACUGGACCAUGAUUGUAAGACUGAUGGCAAGCCAGUCUCCAAAUCAGGUCAUGCUGCGUUAAUGAGAGCUCAGGGUGCUUCCAGCAGUAAUGCCGCAGGAUCCUCUGUUAAAGGGAGCUCGACUACGGCGGGCCGACCAGCUCGUGCUCAGAGUAGUAGUGCACAAAGGACUUCAGCCCCUCCUGUGGUUCCCCCUGUGGUGCACAAUGUAAUACCUUCAUCAGCUUCCUAUCAGGCUGGACUGACAGAGGAGCAGGCUCUCCAGCGUGCAUUAGAGAUGUCCCUGGCUGAAACAUCUCGACAAACGCCAGCAACUCUCAGUCCUCAGGAGCAGGAGGAUCUGGCCCUGGCUCAGGCCCUCGCUGCUAGUGAGGAAGAGUUCCAACGACAACAGCAGAGACAACAGGAGAGGGAGUCGAAGCAGUCCAACUGUUGUCUGUCUUAAAAUCUAAUCAUGCUGACCCAAAGCAAUCUGCCUCUUUUUAAACACACACACACACCAGUAAUCUGAAUGGACUAUUUCUUAACCCAGCACACAAUCCUCUGGGUCUGCCAAUGCAAUUAUUUUUCAGAUAAAGCUUUAUGUACAUAUUUUAUACAGUGAAUAUGUUCAUCAAUAUUCAAUGUAGAUGUUUCUGGAAAUAAAUUAUUUUAAACAUUU